Lottia gigantea (owl limpet) is the source of this 393-nucleotide messenger RNA. RefSeq lists its product as hypothetical. The record is from RefSeq and is a predicted model, not a curated record. Bases 1 to 393 code for a protein of 130 amino acids. NCBI's taxonomy places the organism in Eukaryota, Metazoa, Mollusca, Gastropoda, Lottiidae. The transcript is spliced from 2 exons.
AUGGACAGCCGUCAAACCUAUAGGAGUGGAAAACAAGUCUUACAGAAUAUUACCAAGGAAGAGUUAUCUACUGGAACAGCAUUGAUUAGAACUAAAGUUGAUACUUGGAUGACAUUUGAAGAGUAUGAAAGAUUAACAAGUAAACAUGCCGGCAAAUAUCGCCAUCACAACAGAAAAACAGAUCCUAAUGCUUUCUGGCCUGGUCAGUUAUUACAUAAACUUAGAUUGUGUAUGCCACCAUACGAUUCGGCCCCUCAGCUUCAUCCUACCGGUCCUAUAUUCACAUCAGUCAGACCAACACGGAAAACUAAUCCUGGUUAUGAUAAUGAUAUCUCAUACUGGCCAGUUAGUAAUACUGGAUAUAUGCAGAAUGGCAGUAUUGAUAAAUAUUAA